Polypterus senegalus (gray bichir) is the source of this 636-nucleotide messenger RNA. RefSeq names its product zinc finger BED domain-containing protein 4-like. NCBI's taxonomy places the organism in Eukaryota, Metazoa, Chordata, Cladistia, Polypteriformes, Polypteridae. The transcript is spliced from 2 exons. The record is from RefSeq and is a predicted model, not a curated record. Bases 1 to 636 code for a protein of 211 amino acids.
AUGCUCCAGUCCCUCAUUGAGCAAAAGCAAGUGCUGGGGGUGUAUGUGUCCGAGCAUGAACUCCCUGACUAUCUCACCGCUCACCAAUGGGCUCUUAUGGAGAAGACUGUUGCCAUCCUCGCCCCCUUUGAGGAACUAACUAAAAAAGUGAGCAGCUACGACGCACUAGCCUCUGAUGUCAUCCCAGCUGUGACUGUGCUAGUGAGACUUCUAAACAGAGAAACAGACGAGGACCACGGCGUCAAGACAAUGAAAGCAACCUUACUGGCAGCUGUCAAGAAGCGCUUCAGUGACGUCGAGACCAACCCACUGUACUUCAUCUCCACCAUACUUGACCCAAGGUAUAAAGAUCGCUUCUUCUCCAACAACACUGCUCCGGACGCCAAGCUGCACCUGAAGCAGGAGCUGCAGAUGAUGUCCAGAGCUGAGGCAGAGGGGAGUCGGGCAGAAGCUGCAGAACCUCCUGCUAAACUGUUCCUCAAGGCCCAGGCCAGCACUAGCAGCAGUCUGGAUACUGUAUUUGAAGAAAUCGCUAAGGAGCGCCCCAGGCAGCACAGCCGCUGGCAGCAGGUACUGCCAUUGAGCUCGACAAACACCUCGGAGAGGCCCCAAGCCCUCGUGAAGACAGUCAUCUGA